AUGUCUGACGCCGCCGUUGUUGAAGCCACCGCCUCCCCAGUUGCCGCUGUUGAGAAAAAGGCACCAAAAAAAGCCGCUGCCAAAGCAAAGAAGCCAUCAGCUGCCCCUACCCACCCUCCAACCCAGCAAAUGGUUGAUGCCGCCAUCAAGACCCUGAAGGAACGUGGAGGUUCAUCAUUGCCCGCCAUCAAGAAAUACUUGGCCAGCACCUACAAAGUAGAUGCCCAAAAAUUGGCCCCCUUCAUCAAGAAGUACUUGAAAGGUGCCGUUGCCAGUGGAAAAUUGAUCCAAACUAAAGGUAAGGGUGCUUCUGGUUCAUUCAAAUUGUCUGCUUCGGCCUCUAAGGAACCCAAAGCUAAGACUGCUGAAAAGAAGAAGAAGGCCCCAGCCGCUGGUGACAAAAAGAAGAAGGCUGCCGCCCCUAAAAAGGCCGCUGGUGAGAAGAAGGCAGCUGCCAAAAAACCCUCUGCCGCCAAGAAGACCGCUGAAAAGAAGAAGGCCGACAAAACAAAGGCAAAGGCUGCCAAGAAAACCGGUACAGUUAAAGCUAAACCAGCAAAGACCGCCGCCAAAGCAUCUGCCACUAAACCAAAGGCACCCAAGGCAAAAACUGCAGCUGCUAAGCCCAAAAAGGCCGCAGCAGCAAAGAAGCCAGCUGCUAAGAAAACCGCCGCCAAGAAGUAA
Musca domestica (house fly) is the source of this 684-nucleotide messenger RNA. Its product is annotated as histone H1-like. The record is from RefSeq and is a predicted model, not a curated record. NCBI's taxonomy places the organism in Eukaryota, Metazoa, Arthropoda, Insecta, Diptera, Muscidae. Gene Ontology annotation, biological process: negative regulation of DNA recombination; nucleosome assembly; chromosome condensation. Gene Ontology annotation, molecular function: structural constituent of chromatin; double-stranded DNA binding; nucleosomal DNA binding. The transcript has a single exon. Gene Ontology annotation, cellular component: nucleosome; nucleus. Bases 1 to 684 code for a protein of 227 amino acids.